AUGUCGAAGAGGACAAAGCAACCACUAAUUCACCGGUUUUUCGGACCGUCAUCAGCAAGGUAAGCAUUAAUAGAUUAGUGUAUUACACGAGUACGCUUAAUUCUAGCAAGCAGACAGUGGUGAUUUCUCGAGAGUUGCUUCAUGAAUCGAUUUAAAACUGAAAUAUCAUAAGUUUACAUUCUAAAUAUUCUUCUCUAGAUCGGAGACCAGCGAAGAUAAUGAGUCUUUUGACCAAUCAUCUAAUUCUUCCAGCAGUUUGAAUGAGAGCUCGAGUAGUGCAAAGAGGAUUUGUUGCUCUAGCGAUGCCGGUAAGAACAUUUUCCAUAACAAAAAAUACUACAAGCUAUCAAUUUGGGACUUGUCAACACUUUUUUUUAUUUUGUGUUUACAGAGACCGAAAAAGUGACCCAAACCGGUAGAGGCAGUGAAGAUUUGCCAGUGACCGUCGCUCGACAAAAUGAGACAACUCUAUCUUCUUCAAAGCAAGGUAUUUCAUUUUUGAAAUUAGUGAUAUAAAUCAGAAAGCUUAAGCUUCUAUAUGACAUAAAAUGGAAAACGUCAUUGCCAUCAUCAAAGCUCGGACACAAUGUUAGGUGCAAAGCAGUGCUUCAGUUGUUAACUUCACUGACUCAUGCUUUUUAAAGCAGAAUUCUGUUCUCUAUGUGACAAUCCAGAGUAACCAAGAAAAAUUUGUAAACAUGCAGGUGUGUCGAGUCACGAUCAUUAUCAGUUUGAUGCGGCUUUGUUGGAGACCUUGCCGGCGGAAUGAAUAAAAUGAACAAUGUAAACAAGGUCCAUUAUUAUGUCUGAGUUGGGCUUUUCCAAUAUUUUUUCUCAGGUGCUACCAUGAUGAGUCUUCCUCGCGAAGUCCUUUUGGAAAUAUCAAAGUGGCUCUCAUUGGAAGAACGCAUGAUAUACCUUGCACCAGUCUGCAGAUAUCUUUAUGAUGUCAUGCAUGAUUCUAGUCUUUGGAGAACUGUUUAUUCAAACGCUGAAUUUACGCUUCAUUCGUUUAAUUCGUUAUUUAGACACGAUAGGGAUUUACGGCAUCUAGGCUUUAGACAUUCGCAAAGACCUCUAACUUUUAUUACUGACCCUUUUUUUAUUGAACAAAAAUUAAUGAAUUGUUGCAACUUAAUAUCUUUGGAUCUUGCAUACAAUACGUCGAUUUCUUCUUUACACUUUGUGAGACAUAUGCCUACUUUUAAGGGAACUUGAUAUAACAAGUUGCCAAAAUAUUACAUUAGAAAGUCUAGUAACUUCCCUUUACAAAAAAAAAAGUACACUGGAAAUAUUAAGAAUGCCUAAUUGUUUUCAAGUAGGCGGAAUUUCCUUAGUGUCUGUAGUAAAAUCCUUACCUGACAUUAAAAUUAUCGACGCUGGUGGAUGUGAAACAAUAUCCGAAAAUCAAGCUCGAGAUAUUUUGCAGAAUUGCCAACUCUCCGAAUUUUCUUUUUCCCUAACUGGGAUCACCCAAAUUUGUGGGAACGACUUUUCACUGAUUUUAAACAUGUCAAGUUGGGUUAUUUAUCUCUUUAAACUAGAAGUCCACAGAAAUAUUUUGCAAGUCAAACACCCUGGCUUUCUGUGCAAGGAAAAAGAACAUUAGUUGUAUUGUAAAAAAUUGUGCGAUUUCUGUUACCUGUCCUGUUCUAAACGUAUGUCAAAACGGUAUUAAAAGAAUUUUAAAAAGGUAGUACAAUGGCAAUUUGCUUUCAUUGCAGCGUCACAGACUGAUAAAGAUGGAGAUGAUCCUGUUUGUUAUGGUUCGGUUCAUGACGUUGAUGUUGGUGCUCUUUUUCGUCAGAAAACAGCUUUUAAGUCUCUAAAUCAAGCUGAGAAACUGAACAUCAUAAAUAACCAUUUUCGACCAGGAGAGAAUUAUGCUUUCCUAAAGUGUUUAUGAAUGGUUGUAAUCGGUCUUUCCAAAUAUCCUGGCAGCAACGUUAUCCUUGGCUCGUUUACAGCAAGGAAUGUGACGGUGGUUUCUGUCUCCCAUGCGUUUUAUUUGCCAUACGCGAAAGCUUAGGUACCUUAGUAACCACUCCGUUCAAUCGGUGGACAAAAGUAAGUAAAGUGUGUGGCGAACAUGAGAAACAUCGUUACCACAUCGAUGCCAUGGUUGCAUACGAUAAUUUUCUCUCGACAAGUCGGAAUCCGCAAAAAAAACAUCCAAGUUCAAAUUGAAAGCGAACGCGGGCGCACGAUUAACAGAAACAGAGAAAUUGUGAAAAGUGUUGCAAAGUGCGUCCAUUUUUGCGGCAAACAGUGCAUUGCAUUGAGAGGCCAUAGAGAUGACAGCACUGCCGAUCAAAAUGGAAACAGGGGCAACUUUCUAGCUUUGCUGGAAUUACGUGUUGACUCAGGCGAUGAAGUUUUAAAGAACCACCUAGCGACCUGCCGCGCGAAUGCACGAUAUUCUAGUAAAACAAUACAGAAUCAACUCAUAAUGCUAAUCGGAGACCACAUAAGGGAGUCGAUAAUUCAAGAAAUCAAAGAAGCAAAAGUACUUCUCAAUUCUUUGCGAUGAAGUCACUGACAAUGCUAAUCUCGAACAGUUGUCUUUGGUUUUACGGUUUGUCGACAAAGAGUGCAUGAUCCGCGAAGAGUUUGUAGACUUUCGAUGCACCGAUCGAAUAACUGGUCAAGUCAUUUCUUCCUUGAUCUUGGAGAAGUUGGACCAGUGGGGUCUGGACAUUUCAAACUGCCGAGGCCAAGGCUACGAUGGUGCUUCGAAUAUGUCUGCACAAGCGAGGGGAGUGCAAGGCUUAAUAGCACAGAAAAACCCCAAGGCCCUGUAUGUGCACUGCAAUUCCCAUGUACUGAAUCUCGUUAUAGUAAAAGCAUGUAGCUUACCAUCAGUUCGCAACAUGGCUGGCACUAUAACGGAGAUUUCACAAUUUUUCAAUUAUUCUCCAAAGCGGCAGAGGUGCUUGGAGAAAGUAAUCAGCGCUGAUCAGCCGGAUUCGCAGAGAACUAAGAUCCGUGACCUCUGCCGUACUCGUUGGGUUGAACGUCACGAGGCAUACGAAACGUUCGCGCUGUUACUUCCGUCGAUUGUUAAAACCUUUGAGGUUAUUUUGGACGAACAGCAACACAAACAAUACAGUACCGAAACCCCUUGGAACUGGGACAGAGAGACUCUCCAGAAGGCAAAUGGCUUCUACCACACAUGUUGUUCUUUCCAGUUUCUCAUCGCGUUAAUAGUCACCAUGAAAACUUUGGCAGUCAUUAAACCGAUUAGCAUUAAACUGCAAAAGAAGUCUAAUGACAUCGUGAAGGCAUACUGUAUGAUAUCAGAUACCGAGAAAGAGUUGAAGGAAAAGAGAGACGAGGCUGAAGCUGUGUUCAAAAGAUGGUACUCUAAUGCUGUCGAGCUCAGUUCAGACCUAGGUACCGAGCCCAGCGUUCCGAGAACAGCCUCAAGACAGCAGCACCGGGCAAAUGCACCCCAUGACACUCCUGAGGAAUAUUACCGUCGCAAUCUGUUUGUUCCUUUUCUUGACCAUAUUACACAAGAGAUGUCUUCAAGGUAAUAUGUUUUUAUCAGGUCUUCUUGACAUUUUAGCUACGUUGUUUGCAAAAUAACACGACCUUCAGGACGAGUUUCCCUUUAAAGUGAUCAGAUUCCAUAGCUGUUCCCUUACUCUUCUCUAGUUAUAACAGUCACACUACACAAAGUACAACAGAGUACAAAUACGCAAAUUCUGAUCAGUGGUUAUAUUUUGAAUUGUUCUAGAUUUGGUAAUACUCAGAAGACUGCUGUGCAGUUACUGGGUCUAGUUCCAAGCAUCACCGUGUCACACACAGAUGCAAACAUUGAUGCGGUUUCAGAGAUGUACCGCUCAGACCUGCCAAACCCUCAAACUCUGGAUGUCGAGUACCAUCGAUGGACGAGAAAGUGGCAGUCAGAGAGAAGCCAACCAGACGCACUUCAACCUGCAUUAGAGGUACAGAACUUAAUGUUUUUUUGUUUUUUAAUGUUCGCCUUUCAAAUUAAACUGAACUAUUUCUUUUUUGUUAUCUUAGGUCUGUGACGCAGACAUUUUCCCCAACAUCCACUGUUUGCUGCGCAUUGCAUGCACUAUUCCAGUGACUUCAGCUGACAACGAGCGAGCAAACAGUACCUUAAAGCUGGUUAAAGGCUACCUGCGGACCACCAUGACGACAGAAAGAUUGUCUGGCUUGGCGCUCAUGAAUAUUCACCACAAGAAACCCGUGGAUUAUGAUGCUGUAGUCCAGAAAUUUGUAGAACAGCAACCCCGGAGAAUGUUGCUGGCUGAUCUCAUUUUUGAGGAAUCAUGA
This is a messenger RNA of Porites lobata, 4305 nucleotides long. Lineage: Eukaryota; Metazoa; Cnidaria; Anthozoa; Scleractinia; Poritidae. The record is from the annotation of a GenBank genome assembly.